Molecule: messenger RNA, 432 nt
Organism: Cylindrotheca closterium
Lineage: Eukaryota; Bacillariophyta; Bacillariophyceae; Bacillariales; Bacillariaceae
Source: the annotation of a GenBank genome assembly
AUGGGCUGCAUGUCAUCCAAACCCGCCGGAACCUUGACCAUUUACUUGGACAAACUCACCCAUUUGAGUGAUGGAGAUUGGAUGGGCAAGACGGAUCCUUAUGUCACCUUCGUGGUCGAACAAGACAAUUGGGUCUUUGAUCACACCAUGGGCAAAUGCACAUCCACCAAGAAAUCGAAUGACUUGAAUCCUGUGUAUGGAGAAACCUUUACCAUUCCAGUGUCGUCCCUCAAGAAUUUGGUGCUCAAGGUCAAUGUUUAUGACGAUGACAUUGGAUUUGACGACAAGGUGGGUGCCUGCGAAAUCAAGGUGGACGAUUUGAUCAAACCCAACCAAGAGCCCAAAGCGGUUACUAAGGUCGUUGAUGAAAAGGCGGGAAAAUGGUUCUCCAAGGAUUCCAAGAUUCAUUUGAAGCUUUCGUAUACCGAGUAA